AUGAAAGUAUACGAGAACCUAGGGACUUAUGCUGCUCUUAUCGACAUUUCUUACUGCAUAGAUACAUAUCAUCAGAUUGAAGAGCCCUUUCAAUGCGAUCUCUGUGGAUCUUUCGAAUCAAACAUGUCAUUGGUGAGUCAAUGGUAUUUUGAUGACUCUGUCUGUGGAUAUAUCUCUACGACUUUUUGGAAUAUCUUUGACUACGAUGACUCAGGAAAUUCCGUGAAUAGAAAAACAAUCAUUGUCUCUCUUCGAGGAACGCGAUCUCUUCACGAUACAAUCACAGAUCUUAAAGUAGAUUUGGUGAAGUACGAGAACAUAGGUCAGAAUUUGUUGCUUUGUGGACCUGACUGCCGAGUCCACGAGGGGUUCUGGCGAUACUACAAAAGCACAUUGGAAGUGAUGGAAAGUAAGCUUAAGUCGGAGAUCGAGAUGUCCUUUCUGAAUUAUGAAAUUAUCUUUAUUGGCCAUUCUCUUGGAGGUUCCGUUGCAUUGCUACUUGCCAUUCACUUUCUCGAUAUGGGGUUUUCGAACUUAACCUUGGUCACCAUGGGACAGCCCCUCAUAGGGAACAAAGAGUUUACCACGUGGGCCGACGAAGUUUUGGGAAGCUCCUUUCCAGUGGCCCACAAUUCAUAUGCCCGAAAAUACAUCCGCGUUAUACGGAAGGGUGACAUCGUGACUACGGUGCCUCGGAGUGGUUUACUAUUCGAGAGAUACUGCUCCUUCGAAAAUCAAAUCUAUAUUAAUGCGACUGCGGACACAGUUAUCCCGAGUCCUGAGGAGGUUGUGGACUGUUUUUCUGGUGAGAAUCCCACUUGUAUAGCCAGGGACUUUGCUUUGCCAUUUGCACCGCUUACCGACUUCUACCAUAAUCACAACACGUACUUCCGCCAUAUGGGUUUGUGUGGCAUUCAUAUCUGA
Metschnikowia bicuspidata var. bicuspidata NRRL YB-4993 is the source of this 924-nucleotide messenger RNA. RefSeq lists its product as uncharacterized. Bases 1 to 924 code for a protein of 307 amino acids. The transcript has a single exon. Lineage: Eukaryota; Fungi; Ascomycota; Pichiomycetes; Serinales; Metschnikowiaceae. Gene Ontology annotation, biological process: lipid metabolic process. The record is from RefSeq and is a predicted model, not a curated record.